Molecule: messenger RNA, 2033 nt
Organism: Acromyrmex echinatior (Panamanian leafcutter ant)
Lineage: Eukaryota; Metazoa; Arthropoda; Insecta; Hymenoptera; Formicidae
Product: Tubulin-binding cofactor E
Molecular function (GO): protein binding
Source: RefSeq, a predicted model, not a curated record
GGGCGGUGUGUGGGUAGUGGGUGUCUUCACAGCGAAGUUUUCGCGAAAUACAAGAGAGAGGCAGCGAAUCGCUGUAUAUAAUUCAUCUCAUUCUGAUAUUUUGUUCUGAUAUUACUUUUCAUACUCUCUGAUAUUCACGUAUUUCUCGCGCGCAGCAAUAUCGCGCGAUUUUGCUUCUUCCAUAUUUCCUCAAUGUGCGUUUCUGAGUUAAAGGUUAAGCUGUCAGCCGCAAUCUAAAACAAUUUGUAUUCCCCGAUAGGUAUGGUAGAGGAUAGAAAGUAUGAGAUUCCAAGCCGUAUCGAGUGCGACGGAUAUCGAGGUACGUUGAAAUACGUCGGACCCGUUGGAAACACCAAGGGAGAGUGGUUGGGAAUAGAUUGGGACGAUUCGACUCGUGGCAAACACAAUGGCACUUACGAAGGUGUAGAGUAUUUUCAAGCCAGACAUUCCACAUCAGGCUCUUUCAUACGGCCAGGCAAAGCCAAAUUUGGGAUAUCUUGUCCACAAGCCAUCAAAAUGCGUUAUGGACUAAUCGAUGAUGAAUUAGCAGGCAUAGACAGGGACGAAGUAUCGACUUUAAGGAAAGAAAUGAACGCGCCGUUUUUAGAGCUUGUUGGUUUCUCCAAAGUGAACAAAAAGCAGAGCAAGUUUGACCAACUAAAAAUAGUGUGGCUGAGAGAACAGUGUGUAUCCAAUGCAGGAGAGCCACAAGAAUUGGAAGAAUUAUGUCCUAAUUUGGAAGAACUGGAUUUAUCUAGAAAUUUGAUAAACUCAUGGAAAAUUGUAGCAAAUAUAUGUUCCCAACUUCGUUCUCUGAUGCGUCUUAAUGUUAGUGAAAAUCAUCUGCCUAUAGAAGAUAUGACAGCAUUAAAAGAUUCAUUUUCAACAGUUAAACAUUUAACUAUAGCUAGAAUGAAUUAUAACUGGUUUGAUAUUCGACAAUGUAUAUCCAUGUUUCCGUUGAUCGAAGAACUUUCAGUUUCUUUUAAUACUGUUAUGACUAUAGAUGAUAUGACUUGUGCAAAUACUAAUUUAAUGAAAAUAGUUACAUUAAUACUUGAAGGAAAUUUAAUAUCAAGUUGGGAUGAGAUACUUAAACUAGGUUCCCUUCCAUGCUUAGAAUAUCUUAAUUUGAAUUUAAACAAAAUAGAUAGAAUUAGAUUUUCAUCAACAUCAACAGAUAAGACUGCUUCAUUUCCUAUUCUACGUCAACUACAUAUUUCAGAAAAUCUCAUAUCAGAGUGGCAAUCCAUUAGUGAAUUGGAUAAAUUAUCAAAUCUGGAAGAUUUAAAAUUCAGAGGAAAUCCCAUUUUGGAGAACGAAACAGUAGAGACUGCUCGACAAUUGGUAAUUGCAAGAAUUGCGAAAUUAAAGAUCUUAAAUGGUACAGAAAUACUUCAUGAUGAAAGGAGAGGUGCCGAAUAUGAUUAUUUAAAAUUGUAUUUACCAUUGUGGUUAGAAACUGAAAGUAAUUUGGAGAAAAGAACAUCUUUCAUAAAUGAACAUCCACAAUAUCCUAUUUUAGUCGAUAAAUAUGGAAUUGCGGAUAUUCCUUCGGCUAAGCCAAAAGUAGAAAUGAUUUCAAAUGUGAUAACCGUGGAAUUUGUAUGCCCGGAUGAUCCGCAUCAACCUAGAGGAAUUAAGAGAAAGUUACUUAAAGAUAUGGAAGUUCAAAAAAUGAUUGGGCUUGCUCAAAGACUUUUUAAAACUGGUGGGAAAAUUCCGGCUCUUUCAUUUAUCCCACGUAAUCUAUCGAACAAUGAAAUCUCAUUGGAUAAACCCUUGCAAGAACUUAGUUACUAUUCAAUACAGGACGGUGAUCAAGUUCUUGUGAGGUGGUGAUACAUCGAAUAAAUUAUAUUUAUAGAUAUACGACUGUAUUUUCUACGCUGUUAAAGUCCAUUCUAUAAUACUUUGUUAUUAAAAUUUUUUUAAUUGCAUCGCAUGUUCUUGAUGAACCUUGCUGAGAUUGUGGAAUCUGAUAAUGUAAGCUUAAGUUAACGAGAUAAAUACUCUUGCCGCUAUUGGAAAAA